Molecule: messenger RNA, 751 nt
Organism: Melanaphis sacchari
Lineage: Eukaryota; Metazoa; Arthropoda; Insecta; Hemiptera; Aphididae
Product: myrosinase 1-like
Exons: 4
Coding region: 136-723 (195 amino acids)
Biological process (GO): carbohydrate metabolic process
Molecular function (GO): beta-glucosidase activity
Source: RefSeq, a predicted model, not a curated record
UCAAUCUGGGAUCAUUAUUUUCAUUCCAAUGAAGCAAACAAAUCGUUCAGAUACUUCUUAGACUUACCGAAGUCGGUAAUCGAAAAAUACAUACAGAAGGACAUCAAACCUAGAUUAGCAGAUAUAUAUAAAGGAAUGGGAGUAUAUGAAUUUCCAUCAUCUUCAAUUGAAGAUGGUACACAUUUUCAUUUCAACGGAGAUAUAGCUGCAGAUACAUACCACAAAACAGAUGUAGAUGUCAAACUGCUUAAGGAAUUGGGUGUUAAAGUUUAUCGUUUUUCCAUAAGUCCAAAUAGAAUCGUUCCAGUUAUGCAUGAUCAUACACCAGGAAUAGCUGGUAUAGCUUAUUAUAACAAUUUAAUUGACAAAUUAAUCGAAAAUGGAAUCACACCAAUGGUAUCAUUAUAUCACUAUGAUAUGCCGGAAUGUUUCAACAAACUUGGAGGACUGGCUAAUUCGGCUUGUUAUAAAUUUUAUCUAACUUAUGCGAGACUGUGUUUCAAAAAUUUUGGAGACAGAGUAAAAUAUUGGACAACGUUUCAAGAUGUUCAUUUAGCUGCUGAAGGAUAUGGUUCCGAACAUUUUGCUCCUGGUUAUCAAGAAUCGAUAUUUAGUGGAUAUUCAGAUUAUCUCGCGAUACAUCACUGUAUUAAUUCGCAUGCAAUGACUUAUCAAAUGUAUAAUGAAGAAUUUAGAGAAGAACAAAAAGGUAGGCUUUUAUAAACCAAUCUAUGUGUUUAUUUAUAAUAAA